AACCCGGUGCCGGGCCCGCACCUAAAUGGCUUCCCAAUGCCCACCUACUCCUACUUCUUCCCUCACAUGUUGGGAAGUCUGUCGCCACCGGCCCUGCCAGGACUUCCUCUCAGCGGCUACAGCACCCCCUCACCAGCCAGAACUGUUGACAGAUGUCAGGCCGAGGAAUUCCACGGUCUGUGACAUUGACUGAUCAGCGACUGUCGAGAUAAAAUCUGACCGAUAAGUGCACACGCACACACGUGCAAAAACACAAAUUCCAGACAUGUGCUGACUGAAAGAAUUUUUAAAAAUGAUUUAUUUAUUUAUGUAAAUGAAUAAAAAGUGUUCUAAUUCUAGCUGACUUUUAAACCUGCAUAUGCCUUUUACACGCCCCCUCUGGACAAUUUAGUCAAGGCACACACAAGCAUACUUGGCAUUCAAUAUCAUGUAUAACCAGUUAGUGAUACGUGUCAGUCACCUUGCGCUCACUAUUCCUGCUUAAUAGGAAAAAAAAACACCCCAAUAUUUUAUAUUUCUGCUGGGCUAAAAUUGCGGCACGGUGGGCGACUGGUUAGAGCGUCAGCUUCACAGUUCUGAGGUGCGGGGUUCAAUCCCCGUCCCCGCCUGUGUGGAGUUUGCAUGUUCUCCCCGUGCCUGCGUGGGUUUUCUCCGGGCACUCCGGUUUCCUCCCACAUCCCAAAAAACAUGCAUUAAUUGGAGACUCUAAAUUGCCCGUAGGCAUGACUGUGAGUGCGAAUAGUUGUUUGUUUGUAUGUGCCCUGCGAUUGGCUGGCAACCACUUCAGGGUGUACCCCGCCUCCUGCCCGAUGACAGCUGGGAUAGGCUCCAGCACGCCCGCGACCCUAGUGAGGAGAAGCGGCUCAGAAAAUGGAUGGAUGGAUGGCAAAAAUUGAAUGUUUGAUAUUUAAGUAGCGAAUUAUGCGACAUGCCCCCCCAAAAAAGAGAAAACAGGAGAAGACGGAGAAGCCAUGCUAACCACUAAGUUAAUGAGAAAUGUAGAGGAAUGAAACACCAGAAGCAGUUGGCUGCCAACUACUGGGCUGGCAUGCAUAUUGCAGCAUUUUAAGUUGUUUUUGCAGAUUUGCGUAGACCAAGUUUUGACAAUCUUGUCUUCUGUAAGUGACUACUAGGGCUUGGCAUUGUUAAGAAUGUCACAAUUCAAUUUGAUUUUGAUUCUUUAGGUUUCAAUUCGAUUCAAAUCGAUUUUGAUCUAAAUGCUCUGAUAUUGAUUCAGUAAGAAGUAUAACUACAUAAAUCAUUUAAGAGUAAAUUUUGACCAUUUGGAAGUAUCUAAUUUCUCACUUAAUUACAAAGAUAAAGUGCAAUGUGUACCACAGCAGCACAUGUACGAUUGCCAAUACAAGGUAACAUAUUAAUAUUAGCUAAUUUAAUAAAGCCUACCAUCGCAUGUUAGAACAUAUUGUAAUUCCCCCCGCAAGUGGUCGAAAAUAGACCAGUGCAAUUUCAAUUGCUUUAUUGGACAAAAAGUAAGAAAACAAGGAACAAAAUAAACACACACAUACUUGAGCCGCGAAGAGUUCGAACUCACGCGGAGUCAGCCAACUCUACACUUUCAUUCGCUGACGCCCACAUCGCUCGCCAGCCUAGGCCCCGCCUUUUGAAGCCAUACACACUCAAAGUCACAGAUACUAAAGUAGAAUGUGAAGAUGGUGACUCCAAGUGAACAAAAAUAAUACCUGCGUCUCACUUGCAUAUGGUACUGUGUUUAAAAAUGCAAAAUAAAUUUUUGUCCAAUCACUCGAUUAAUCGAUGAAAUAAUCGGUAGAAUACUCUAAUCCUUGCCUGAUCACCAAAAAUGUAACUUGUCUCUUCUCCAUCCCAUGUCCCAGCCCUUCAUGGAAAUCCUGAUCCAUUAAGCAGUUGUCCACUUGGGUUGAUAAUCACCACGCAGGCAAAAACAUUAUCCCCCGCCAUGAGGAUUGCACUUGAGUGAGACAACUCGGAGAGGGAAACGCGGAAGGCGGCGCAACAGUUGACAUCUUGCUGAUUCAAUAUUUACCCAUCAAGCACAACUAUUUCCUCGAUAGAGACGCAGAGUACCAGCUCAGAGGAGAUAGUGCCAAGCCCGCCCUCGCCUCCCCCGCCGCCCCGCGUCUACAAGCCCUGCUUUGUGUGCCAGGACAAGUCCUCAGGGUACCACUAUGGUGUCAGCGCCUGUGAAGGCUGCAAGGGCUUCUUCCGGAGAAGCAUCCAGAAGAACAUGGUGUACACUUGUCACCGCGAGAAGAACUGCAUCAUCAACAAAGUCACCCGAAAUCGCUGCCAGUACUGUCGGCUUCAGAAGUGCCUGGAAGUCGGAAUGUCCAAGGAAUCUGUGAGAAAUGACCGGAACAAGAAGAAGAAGGACGAAAAGAAGCAGGAGUGCACAGAGAGCUACGUGCUGAGUCCCGACACCGAGCAGAUGAUUGACAGAGUCCGCAAGGCCCACAAGGAAACGUUCCCCUCCCUGUGCCAGCUCGGCAAAUACACUACGAACAACAGCUCGGAACGACGUGUGUCCUUGGACGUGGACCUCUGGGACAAGUUCAGCGAGCUGUCCACCAAAUGCAUCAUCAAGACAGUGGAAUUCGCCAAGCAGCUUCCCGGCUUCACGACGCUCACAAUCGCCGACCAGAUCACCUUGCUCAAAGCCGCCUGUCUGGACAUCCUGAUACUGCGGAUCUGUACACGCUACACCCCAGAGCAAGACACCAUGACCUUCUCAGACGGACUCACGCUAAACCGCACCCAGAUGCACAACGCCGGCUUCGGACCGCUCACCGACCUGGUCUUUGCCUUCGCCAACCAGCUGAUCCCGCUGGAGAUGGACGAUGCCGAGACGGGGCUGCUCAGCGCCAUCUGUCUGCUGUGCGGAGAUCGUCAGGAUCUGGAACAAGCAGAGAAGGUGGACAUCCUGCAGGAGCCGCUUCUGGAGGCACUGAAGAUCUACGUGAGGAAGAGGAGGCCCCACAAACCGCACAUGUUCCCCAAGAUGCUGAUGAAGAUCACCGAUUUGAGGAGCAUCAGCGCUAAGGGGGCUGAGCGUGUCAUCACCCUGAAAAUGGAGAUCCCGGGCUCCAUGCCUCCCCUCAUCCAGGAGAUGCUGGAGAACUCCGAGGGCCUAGAAAGCGGUGCCUCGGGGGGCCGUCCCUGCGGCACGCCGCCGGGUAGCUGCAGCCCCAGUUUGUCCCCGAGCUCCGCCCAAAGUAGUCCAGCCACACAAUCGCCGUAGUAACGGCCCACCUUGGUUUUUUUUUUUAUUUUCCCGUUUUCGCUCACACCAGUUGAUCAGAGGAGAAGAGGCGAAGGAGGAGGUCUUGACUGCUGACGGAGGGAGACCGUCCUCCUCCUGUUCUGCUUUUUCCUUACGUGAGGGGGGAGAAAUCCACACCGCCACCCAGAGACCUCACCGUAAACACUGCUGACUCCUCCUCCUCCUCCUCCUCCUUUUGCUCUUCCUCCUCACUCCACUGCUGCUCCUCCACCAUUCUCCAGAAAGCAGUUGGAAAGGUCAGGUGAAUGCAGUGUGCAGUACAGAAGUGAGAACGGCCGGCAUGGGAAGUGACAAGACUUCUGGACAGAUUUGACAAACACCAGACACUUUUUUGUUGUUGUUGUUGUUGUUGUUGUUGCUGUUGAUUAUGCAGACUACAAGCUCGGGACUUGUCAAAAGACCCUCCUCCUCCUCCACUUCCUCUUCCUCCUCAGAGACUCUGGGUCUUUUCUCUUUUCCCAGCUUCAAAAAAAAAAAAAAAAAAAAAAAAAAAACAGAUUUCGUACACAAAGAUAUAUAUAAAUAUAUAGAAAAAGUUAAGGAACUAUUGUGAUUGAAUGGAAGGCCGUAACGAGAACGUGUUUUCUGAGAUUACAGAUUGUUGUACUCCCUCACUGUUUUGCCCAUCAUGAGAGGAAAAAAAGUUAGUUUGAUCACACGUGUACAUUAUUCUGAUUUAACAAAAAAAAAAAACAAGCAAAAGAGAAUGCCAUUUCCUUCCAGUCCUCAGUUGACUACACACACACACACGAACGCAUAUACAUAAAAACACACACACACUAAUGUGCACAGAAAAUAAGUUGCAAUGAAAUGAGCAUCUAUUCCUACUCUUCCAGGUUCUUUAUUUUAUUGCCUCCAGGAAUAUGGAAAAAAAUGAUUGUAUGAACUUGGUUGUAUGAUAUGGUCACAGGUCCUUUCAAGAAAUCCAAUUAAUGAAGAUUCAUUUUUAAGGUGUAUUUUAAGUAGCCUUUUGAGUUUGUGUAUAUAAGCUGUAUUAAUUUCUUAAAAACUAUGAAGAGUUUUAGGCUUCACAUGAUUUUUUUUUUUUUUAAGAAUACCUUUUAUGUGUUUUAUUCCUGGGUUUGUGAUUCAAGAAAAAAUACAUUUUGAGCACACUUUACUGAAGGAAGUUCUUUCAUGUUAUGUGUCCUACUAAAUACUGGACAGACCCUUAACCCCCGUCACUGGCUGUCCACAAUGUGGUUGUUGUUCACAAACACCCCUCUGUGUGUGUGUCCAUAACAUCAAUGGCUACAGUAGCGCUCGUUUUUUUGUUUGUUUCUUUUUUUGUUUUUGUUUUUGGCCACGUAGCAGAAUCAAAUGUAGUGUUUUCUUUUGCUCUCUGAAAAACAAAAAACAAAAACGUGGAUGCCACUUGUAGCUUGCCAGGCUCAGGUUUGCAGCUUCAGAGAGUUCAAAUGUGAAGAAUGGUGUACUGUACACACUGUAUUAAAAACACAAGUCUCACUAA
Molecule: messenger RNA, 4748 nt
Organism: Phyllopteryx taeniolatus (common seadragon)
Lineage: Eukaryota; Metazoa; Chordata; Actinopteri; Syngnathiformes; Syngnathidae
Gene: raraa
Product: retinoic acid receptor, alpha a
Exons: 10
Coding region: 2225-3235 (336 amino acids)
Biological process (GO): regulation of transcription by RNA polymerase II; cellular response to corticotropin-releasing hormone stimulus; retinoic acid receptor signaling pathway
Cellular component (GO): transcription regulator complex; nucleus
Molecular function (GO): nuclear receptor activity; nuclear glucocorticoid receptor binding; zinc ion binding
Source: RefSeq, a predicted model, not a curated record